CAUAUAAGAACGGACGGGACACCAUCCUCUCCUCCGGCCUGCCAAGUAAUUACUCUCUUCAAAUUAAUAUUAACACUCUAAAAUGGGGAUAGCGGCAAUUAUUUUCGACCUAGAUAAUACUUUAAUAUGGACGAAACAAUCUGAUGCUAAUGCCUAUGUGCAGGUGACAAGAUUCAUCCAGAAAGAAAUUCCGAGCUGUGAUGCCGAAAGCGUUGUCUCACACUUCAGGAAGUUGUUGCAGUCUGCAGAAAAAGAUCCAGAAAACAAGAUUCCCAUUGAUGAAUGGAGGACCCGACUGUGGAAAACUGCACUAAACUCCAACCAGAACGAAGAGUUUGCUUCAAGAGUUUAUCAACUCUGGAAGAAACUACGGCUUGAGGGGUUGUACUUUGAUGAAGAGGUGAAGGCCCUUCUUAAGCAGUUACGUUUGAAAUAUAAAUUGCUUCUCUUGACAAAUGGAGACAGUCAAGUUCAACGAGAAAAAGUUGCUCAGAUCGGGGCUGAAGAUUUCUUUGAUGAAAUUGUUAUCAGUGGAGACCAUCCCGAACCGAAGCCACAUCCGUCUAUCUUCAAGACAUCUUGUAAAUUACUUGGUGUAGAAGCUUCACAGUGCAUCAUGGUUGGUGAUAGCCAGGAGACAGAUAUCCAGGGUGGCGUUAAUGCCAAGGUCCUUGCCACAGUGUGGAUUAAUCCUUACGGGAAACAACCAAGCUCAGACUAUGUCAAAGCGGAUUAUCAAAUCAAGUCAGUUCUAGAAGUAGACAGCAUUUUGCAACAACUUCAGCCUCCUUUGUGAUGUUUUUUUUUCUUUAUGUUCAGUUAAAGACAUUCCAAAUAUUCCAUCUCGCUAUUUAUUGCUUUUUGACAUUUCCUUUGCAUUCCUAAUUUGUGAUAACGCUCUGAAGAUUGAAGAAUGGAAAGAUGGUUAUUUUGUUAUGGAGAUUGAAGAAUUUAUUGGAAGAUUCUUGGAAGAAUAAAAUAACCUAAAGCGCACAUCCAUGCUUCUUUCAAGGUAAAAUUUAUGUUCACAUGUAGUUUCUACAUGUACCAGGCUGGGAAGCAGUUUUGACUUCUAUCGACUGGUUUUGUUAAACAGUAGUAUUUUAAUUUUACUGAAGCUAAAUACAUGUAGGUUUUAUAUUAUAAGAUGGCUAAAUAAUUUGCAGCUUGCUGAUUGGUCAAAGCGUACCACGUGAUCAUUCGCGAAAAGUGUCUAUCCCUGCACGCCCGUGCAAAUUUCGCGCACCCAAAUUGUCUAACCCACGGUAAGUGCAAUUUCAAAAUUUUUGAUAUUUGAUUUAGAUCUAUUUCAUUAUUUCUUUCUCAUAUAAGGUGCUUAAAAUUGCGAUCGAAAUUACUUAGCCAUCUUAUAAAAGGAAUAACGCAUUUUACCCGUCGUUUUUCAGUGAUAUGCAGUGCACUCGAGGUUUCUUCUUCGCAUGCACACUCCACACUCACCUCCGGCUCGUGUGGAGUGCGCAUGCUCAGAAGACACCUCUCGUGCACUGCAUA
This is a messenger RNA of Lytechinus variegatus (green sea urchin), 1512 nucleotides long. It is a transcript of the gene nanp, whose product is annotated as N-acylneuraminate-9-phosphatase-like. NCBI's taxonomy places the organism in Eukaryota, Metazoa, Echinodermata, Echinoidea, Temnopleuroida, Toxopneustidae. The record is from RefSeq and is a predicted model, not a curated record. Gene Ontology annotation, molecular function: hydrolase activity. The transcript has 2 exons. The coding region runs from base 83 to 796 and encodes 237 amino acids.